AUGCCCCGCUUUUACCAGCUUCUCAUAUUCGCUGUACUACCAUCAAUAUGGGGUGCGCCAACUCCCACACUCGUACAGUCUCAACAGUCCGCUUCAAACACACCGGACAUCAGUCUUCCCUCACUGGCGGCCUCGUCCCAUACUCCUACUGACUUGGAUCUUCCAGAUCACAUCGCUUUCAAUCUACUACCAACGAGCGAGCCAGUAGAAGCAUCCAAAAGAGCAGGAUUAGACGACUAUCUAUGGUUGACUUCCGCAGUACAUGUUAUGACCAAAGAGAUAAAGCAAGGAGAUGAGGAUUCUUUAGCGACAGACCUUACAGUAAUCAAUAAGAAGGUUAUUACAGGUGUGAACGAGGACCGAGCAGAACGAAAAGGAAGAACGUUAGUGAUGGAUAAAGCCAGAAGUGGUAGAAGAAGGAGGAAUUGGAGACGAAGAUCGCACCCAUAA
Kwoniella shivajii is the source of this 450-nucleotide messenger RNA. RefSeq lists its product as uncharacterized. The record is from RefSeq and is a predicted model, not a curated record. Lineage: Eukaryota; Fungi; Basidiomycota; Tremellomycetes; Tremellales; Cryptococcaceae. The transcript has a single exon. The coding region runs from base 1 to 450 and encodes 149 amino acids.